AGAGCAAUGCUGCAUCAGAACAGUAGACUGGCAGCGGGCCAGGUGAUUGUGGGCCGUAUUGACGGUGAUUUGAGCCGGAGGGUUUAUAGCCUGCUGGUAUUACUCCCAGCAAGGCGCUGGUGGGGACAGCAGGAUUAUGGUGUGAAGUAGAAACAAGGUGGAUUUCAGGUGGAAUCUCAACGAUCUUGAUUAUCAUAAAAGGGUGACAUUGAUUCGGAAAAAGAAACUGAAGAAGUCUCGAAUGUUAUUACAGGCGAACCCGAGUUUAACCACGAAGGAUCACAAUGACAAACCUGGGAUGAUGACCGAGUAUCAAAACAUCAACCUGGAUCCCAGUAUCGCUCAGAAUAGUCCUUCCAACGCCAACCUCGAAUCAGCAAAAUAUCGAGAAAUGUGUAAAUUCUACAGUUCACCGUAUAACGUGACAACUAAACAUCAUGCGCCCUCUAACAAUACGGCUUGGCGCCACGGGCGCAGGAUUAACCAUGUGGCACAUUUGAAACCGUUACCGAAAAUAGUCAAAUUCCAAGAUGAGAAUAAAGAGGAGUUGUCUGGGGAGUAUGAAAAUAUGGAAGCCGGCGUCGCAGUCACAAAAUGGUCAGAGAAAACAUUUAAUAAGUGCUUGCCUAAAGCGACGUCAGUGACAGGAUACAUGACUGGAUCACUGGCAGGGAGACGUGAGAUAGAUGAGGACAGUGAGACGAUACGGUCUACGCCAACUGACUCUACAAGCGAGAGUAAUACCACAGACAACCUCUCUACAAAAUCACAGAAAUCUAAGAAAAGGGUACAAUUUGUUGGGAUAGACGAGAAGAGGACUAGGAGAACUUCACCCACCACAAAGGGCAAAAAAUCAAAAUGUCAAACAUCUCUACUAGCUGCUAACCCAUACGCAUAUAUAAAAGAUGAAAAGACUGGUAAAUUACCUGUUAUUUAUGAGGAAAAGGGGGUGCUGCCACCUAUUGUGGAGAAAUAUACAACAAAUGUUAGUUUACAACAUGUGAGGAAUGCGUGCAUUCCGGGGAAUAAGUAUCAAUCGGCAGCCAUGCGAUGGCGGUCAGUCUAUGACAAGAUACGACCAACCAAUCAUAUGAAGACAUUUACGGAGGUGGUCUACGCGGUGAGGGCACGCAUGAAUGAGCUGAAGGUGACGCCAGAUAAGGACAUGAAGGCAGAGGAUGACGACUCCCGUGACGGAAGACAAGAAACAGUCAAGAUUGUGAAGACAAGUAUCAUGCAGGCUCCGACCACCCAGAGAAUCAACGCUAAUGGUGUGAAGAUGUACCCUAUAGAUACGGAUCAGUGUAUGGCUGCAGAGUGUACAUGAUAUUUCCUCUUCGUGGACUUGACUAGAGAACUUGUACUAAGCAUUCUGCUUAUAGUCAGAAGGGGCAACCAUUUUGAACUUGAGCUUUUUUGUUUUGGACAUUUGCAAGGAAUGCCUGCUCAAAAGGCUUGAGUAUUCUCAGGAGCUGGUACUAUCUAGACUUGCACUAAUGUUUCAAACGAGCUUGGCGGGAACGUGUCACAGCUUUCAGCGUGACACUAGUACUCGUGUUUUCAAUAGCAACAUGGUGAUCAUGUUUAGUAGUCUGCUUGAUAGGGACUCAUGGAAUAGAAAUGUUAUGAGCAGAUAAACUCGGCUUCAUUACUGAAUAAUGACAUGUAGUAAUUGGUCAACAUGACAACAGAAGGAAUGAUGUAAGCAUCUCUUUAUCUCAUGAAACGCUGUAUUAUUAGUUUUUCUCAUUUCACAAAGAUAGACUUUGUGCCAAAAUUUAUAAAAGGGAUAUUUGAGACAAGAAAAUGUUGUUUGAAUCUUGGCAUAAUGAGAAUGAGGAAUGAUAUGUAUCUGAAGGAUGGAUGUGGGAGACAUGGUACACAUGCUGCAUCUAGUCUAGAGGCUUCAUAAGCCUAACAUGCAAGUCGCUGCAUAGUCACUCAUUCAGGAUUAUAGACACAUAGUACUGUAUGAUGCUAUCCUAUGAUCAUGAAAGCUAGCCUUGGUAUAUUAUUAGCUUAGAAAUAUAUGUACACAAGAGAAGCCCGAGUGUGUUAACCUUGCAGCAUGAAAAUCACCACAGUUUAACAAAACAUUACAUUGCCCUUCCUUUGCUCUCACCAGCCAGCACAGGUGUGUGGC
Lineus longissimus is the source of this 2143-nucleotide messenger RNA. RefSeq lists its product as uncharacterized. Lineage: Eukaryota; Metazoa; Nemertea; Pilidiophora; Heteronemertea; Lineidae. The transcript has 3 exons. The record is from RefSeq and is a predicted model, not a curated record. The coding region runs from base 242 to 1327 and encodes 361 amino acids.